AUGUCUCGGCAGUCGACCUGCAGAAGCUUUGGAGGCGGGAGUAGAAGGGGCUACAGCUCUUGCUCUGCCAUCGGUGGUGGCUUUGGAGGAGGUGGAGGCAGAAGCAGGAUCAGUUACAGUUCAUACUCCUCAUCCAGGGGAGGUGGAGGAGGUGGAUACGGUGGAGGGUUUAGCAGCAGGAGCCUCCAUAACAUAGGUGGCAGCAGAGGGAUUACCGUGGGUGGAUGCUACGGUGGUGGAGGAUACGGAGGCAGAAUGGGUGGCUUUGGUGGAGGAAUGGGCGGCUUUGGCGGAGGAAUGGGUGGCGGAGGAAUGGGUGGUGGUGGAAUGGGUGGCUUUGGUGGAGGAAUGGGUGGCAGAGGAAUGGGUGGCUUUGGUGGAGGAAUGGGUGGCGGGGGAAUGGGUGGCGGAGGAAUGGGCAUUGGUGGCCCUGGCUUCCCUGGAGGCAUCCAACCGGUGCAAGUUGACCCAAGCCUCCUGCGGCCGGUCCAUGUUGAGAUUGACCCCCAGAUCCAGCAAGUGAAAAACCAGGAGAAGGAGCAAAUUAAGAAUCUUAACAAUCAGUUUGCCUCCUUCAUUGACAAGGUCCGCUUCCUGGAGCAACAGAACAAGGUCCUCUCCACCAAGUGGGAGCUCCUCCAACAGCAAGGGCCUUCAGGACCAAGGAAGAACCUCGAUGUCAUCUUCGAAAAUUACAUCCAGAACCUGAGGAGGAAGCUGGAAUCAAUCUUGUCCCAGAGGGAGCAGCUGGAGUCAGAGCUGCAGAACAUGCGGCAGUAUGUGGAGGAGUACAAGACCAAGUAA
Molecule: messenger RNA, 804 nt
Organism: Pterocles gutturalis (yellow-throated sandgrouse)
Lineage: Eukaryota; Metazoa; Chordata; Aves; Pterocliformes; Pteroclidae
Product: keratin, type II cytoskeletal 3-like
Exons: 2
Coding region: 1-804 (267 amino acids)
Biological process (GO): keratinization; intermediate filament organization
Cellular component (GO): keratin filament
Molecular function (GO): structural constituent of skin epidermis
Source: RefSeq, a predicted model, not a curated record